AUGUCCGUCGACGGAGAAAUAGAAAUGAUUUACCAGUACUAUCCUCCAGGUGUAAAGAAGGUUAUUGCAUCCGGAGGUAGUGCCUUUAUUGGAGAAGUAGAUGAAUCUACAGUUCUCAAAUAUCCUCUGGCGCCUGGCAGAGAGGCAAUUCGCACUGAGAUCGAAAGAAAGCUUCUCGAAAUCAUCGGACCACACCCUCGAAUCAUCGGUUUCAAGGGCUUUUCAGACAUGCGGAUCUAUCUUGAGCGCGCUGUGAAUGGUACUCUCGCCCACCACUUACUUGAAUCAGGCCUUCCGCCUCCUUCGACCCGCCAGCGAUUAUCAUGGUGCCGGGAGGCUGCUGAAGCAGUUGCACACAUCCACUCACGCCGGGUCCUUCAUUGCGUCAUUCAACCCACCAAUCUUCUCCUCGACGACGAGUUCCAUCUCAAGCUAGCAGACUUCCAAGGGAGACAUUUAUCAGAAGAUGGGCAAGUCCUCCUAGACGGUUGGAGCGGUGAGCCGUGCAGGUUUUUCUGCCCUCGAAAUGACUUCUUUGAUGCUAAUAUUAUAACCGACCUCUUUGCGCUUGGGUGCAAUUUCUAUUUCAUCAUGAUGGGCCACGCUGUUUUCCCUGAUAUCAAGGAUGGAGAGGAUGGGUUUCGAGAGAAAGUGGCCGCCAGGUUCGAGAAGCAGGAGUUCCCACAAGACUUUCACGCUUGUAGUACUGUCACGCUUAACUGCUGGAAAGGGCUCUAUGGUGCUGCUGGCGAGGUAGUUGAAGAAAUCAAGGCUUUGGAACAAAAACUCGAAGAUUGAGGCCGAUGGGGGUAAUGGAUCUCCGAGAGUCAAGUUUGGGGAUGUAGUUAGGUGGGUUGGGUGUUUGGCAUUGUAUGUUUCCGGACCUGCUAUCAGUGAGGGA
Mollisia scopiformis is the source of this 901-nucleotide messenger RNA. RefSeq names its product kinase-like protein. Lineage: Eukaryota; Fungi; Ascomycota; Leotiomycetes; Helotiales; Mollisiaceae. Bases 1 to 798 code for a protein of 265 amino acids. Gene Ontology annotation, molecular function: ATP binding; protein serine/threonine kinase activity. The transcript has a single exon. The record is from RefSeq and is a predicted model, not a curated record. Gene Ontology annotation, biological process: protein phosphorylation; intracellular signal transduction.